ACUGAUGUUUUCUUUUGAACAUGCGUUUUGAUAAACACGAGUGUUAUUUUCCAAGAUCUGAAUAAAACUAAAUUGUAAACACCAUGGCGAAAUCUAUACGCAGUAAAUGGAAGCGAAAAUGCCGUGCGAUCAAACGCGAACGUUACGCAGUGAAAGAAUUAGCCAGAUUGAAGAAAAUGCUUGGUGUUAAGGAGGAAGAAAAAGUUACAGAAAAUGAGGUUAUGGAAUCUGACCAAGUAAUAUAUUUCGAUGCUGCCCAGUUGAAAAAAGACAAAAAGAAGAAAAAUAAAAAGGAACAGGAACCCGAGGAAGACCCAGACGUCGAAAUGAGUUCGGAUGACGAAAAAGUUGAGGUUGCCGAUGAAAAAGGAGAAAAACGAGUUUUCAGCACAAAAACAUUGAAAGAUCAAAACGGACAGUACCCAGUGUGGCUACAUAAGAGAAAAAUCGCGAAAUUAACGAACAGCAAGAAAAAAUUGAAAAGGAAAACAAAGAAGCGUAAAUAAAUAAAUGAUAGUUUUAGAAA
Colias croceus (clouded yellow) is the source of this 526-nucleotide messenger RNA. Its product is annotated as protein LLP homolog. Gene Ontology annotation, molecular function: RNA binding. Bases 84 to 506 code for a protein of 140 amino acids. Gene Ontology annotation, cellular component: nucleolus. Gene Ontology annotation, biological process: dendrite extension. Lineage: Eukaryota; Metazoa; Arthropoda; Insecta; Lepidoptera; Pieridae. The record is from RefSeq and is a predicted model, not a curated record. The transcript has a single exon.